Messenger RNA from Cetraspora pellucida, 687 nucleotides. The record is from the annotation of a GenBank genome assembly. NCBI's taxonomy places the organism in Eukaryota, Fungi, Glomeromycota, Glomeromycetes, Diversisporales, Gigasporaceae.
AUGGAUGAUAUAUCCGACGUUGAAGAAUUUCAAUUUGACGAAGUAAACCCUGAAUUCGAACAGGAAUCUGAAACAGAGUCGUUGGUAGAGGAAUCAAUUGAUGACGAAGAAAUUCCAGAGAUAGCAUGUUUUACAUCCCGGUUUCGCAUAAAAACUAUAAUUCAUUCCAACCUACCUAUCGAAUAUCCAGCUACUUCACCAGAAGGAGUUGCAACGAUAUUCCAUAUUACAGAUUGGGCUGAUCCAAGUCACGCAUGGAAAAAUGUACAAUAUUCUAUGGGUGGUGGUGGAAUUCAUUUGAUUAAAGAAUCUCCAUAUUUUGGCAAUGUUCAAGUAAAUAAGGAAGAACGUGAUUGUAUGGGAAUCAAAGUUUGUCAAUUUACUGAUCCUUCGCUUACAAGUAUUGAGCACAAUGAGGUUGAUAUUGAAUCAUCGUUAUGGAAAAACAUUACUGAAAAUCGCAAUACUGAUUUUAAAAAAACAAGUACUUACAUUACUUAUUUAGCUGCUAAGGGUACAUCUUGCAAAUUCAAAUAUAAUAAUGAAAUUGCUUGUUCUGGAAAUCCGGUUUUAUGUAAAUCACGUAUUUCUCAAGAUCUACCGAAUGUAUAUCAAUGGUUUAUUGGCUGUUCAAUGUAUCGUGUUGGAGAUAAAUGGCACCGUUAUAUUAAAGUUGAUAGUGAAAAA